AUGGAAGGAGACAACAACGAUGAUGGUGGCAUAGGCCACAAUCCACCCCCAAGAUUGUUGGAAAGUAUUCUAACACCGGUGUUCAAUAGGCCAAACUCAAGCAUAGUCAGGCCAACGGUGGAAGCAAACAAUUUUGAGUUGAAACCAUCAUUGAUUUCUUUGGUGGCAAGAGCUCAAUAUUCUGGUGCUGACGAGGAAGACCCACAUGAGUUCAUAGAUCGAUUUCUGAUGAUCUGUGACACUACAAAGCACAAUGGUGUGCCAGCUGAUGCUAUCAGGCUCCGACUAUUUCUUUUUGCUGUUAAGGGAAGUGCUCUCAAAUGGAUAGAAAGGCAACCAGCAAAUACUGGAGGUUCUAUUCGGCAGAGUACCUCAGAGCAAGCUCUCAAUCUGAUAAAGAAAUUGGCAAGAGAUGAAAAUGAGAGUGUUCCAACCUCAGUAAAAAGAGGAGUGAUAAAGCAAGAAAACAAUGACACUUUGCUCGCUGAACUGUUAUCCAAAAAGAUUGAUAGUAAGUUUGACAGUUUGGAGCAGCAAUUUCAAAAAUUCCAAGUGUCUCAUAUUCAAUCAACUCCUCAGGAAGCUCACAAAUCCAACGAAUGCUCUAAUUCGUUAUCAGAUGAUUCACCUCAACAAGUACAGGUGAAUGGAAUAUGGUAUGACCAGCGGCCUCAGCCGUCAAACUUUCCAAGGAACAAUAACUAUGGUGCUGGAGGUGGUGAUGGAAAUUUUCAGCGAAGAACUCAAGGAGCUGGCAUGGAUUACAAAUCUAAUAACUACCAGCAGCCUCCACAAAUUCAAGCAAAGGAACCCUCUGAAUUGGAAAAGCUAGUGGCACAGAUGGCUCAACAUUCAAAUGCUUUCAUAGAGGAGCAAAGAGCCAACAACAAAAAUACAAGUGCUUCCCUAAAGAACUUGGAGAAUCAGAUAGGCCAACUUGCAAAGCAGGUUUCAGAAAGAAUUCCGGGUACUUUUCCUAGUAAUACAGUUAUCAAUCCAAAGGAAGAUUGCAUGGCUAUUACCACUAGAAGUGGCAAAGUUGUAGCACCGCUUGCAAAUCCAAUUCUUGAUCGUGUGGAAGACAAGGAACAAGCGGAGAAGCAGAAAGGAGCAGUUGAACCAGAGGCUAAAAUAAUUGUGAAAGAAAAGGAGAAAGAAGCCGUCAUUGAAAAGGAAAAACCAUCUUUCUUUGAUAAGAAUUUCCCAUUGACCCAUGAAUAUAUAAUGGCUCAAGCACCUUACCCAGAAAAGUUCAAGAAAGAGGUUACUAACAACCAUUAUGACAGGUUCUUAGACAUCUUCAAGAAGUUGCACAUCAAUAUUCCUUUUGCAGAAGCCUUAGCAAAUAUGCCUGGAUAUGUAAAAUUCAUGAAGGAUCUGUUGAAGAAGAAUAAACUGCAAGAAUGCCAAACCGUUGAACUUACUGCAAAAAGUAGUGCAUUCAUUCAGCAGAAGAUUCCAGCUAAGCUUCGUGAUCCAAGUAGUUUUAAUAUUCCCAUUACUAUUGAUGAUAUUGCCAUUGGCAGAGCUAUUUGUGAUCUUGGGGCUAGUAUCAACUUGAUGCCUCUUUCUAUUUAUAAGUCACUGGGAAUUGAAGAAUUGAAACCCGCAGAAGUUUCUCUUCAACUUGCUGAUAGAUCUGUGAGGAAACCUAACGGGAUCAUUGAAGAUGUUCUUGUCAAAGGGAAGGAAGUGAUAAGCUCUGCUUUUAGGUAG
This is a messenger RNA of Gastrolobium bilobum, 1716 nucleotides long. RefSeq lists its product as uncharacterized. The record is from RefSeq and is a predicted model, not a curated record. Bases 1 to 1716 code for a protein of 571 amino acids. NCBI's taxonomy places the organism in Eukaryota, Viridiplantae, Streptophyta, Magnoliopsida, Fabales, Fabaceae. The transcript has 3 exons.